AUGUCAACCAUAUAUAACGUAUUUGUGACGAAAGAUAAUGUCAAAAACCACCUGAAAGGGUGGAAAAAGACAUAUGGAGUAGUUUCUGAUAUCUUAAGUCAAAGUGGCUUUAAUUGGGAUAGUGGACGUAAGAUGAUAACCGUGGAUGACGACAAUGUGUGGAGUGAAUAUGCAAAGACACACUCUGAGGCUUCGAAGUAUCGAUUCAAGACAAUUGUCAAUUGGGAUGAUAUUGUAGACUUGUGUGCGAAGGAUAGAGCAACCGGUUAUGGGGCUGAAAAUGCUGAUGAUGCAAAUGAGACUAUGAGCAUUGACGAGGACAAUGUUAGCCUCAGUGGAAUAGGAGGAAGUUUCCAAGAUGAUAGUUUGAAGAGAAAACCGAAUAUUCUACUUCAACAGUUACACCGCACCCAAAAAAAGUGGCGGUAUCCGAAAUGGCUUCUCCAAUCAAAGAAAUGGCAUCUAGUAUGGUUUCAACAUUAAAGAAGAGUGCAAAUGUGACAGUUGAUGAAGUUUAUGAAGAGUUGAUGGGAAUACCUGAUUUAGAAGAAGAUCUUCGGUGGAGAGCAAUUGAGGUGUUUGUCAACAAUCCCACAAAGUUUCAAAUAUUGAAGAAGAUUCUAAUUGAGAAGAAAAGCCAAUUUAUAUUGAAG
Argentina anserina (silverweed cinquefoil) is the source of this 653-nucleotide messenger RNA. RefSeq lists its product as uncharacterized. Bases 1 to 483 code for a protein of 160 amino acids. Lineage: Eukaryota; Viridiplantae; Streptophyta; Magnoliopsida; Rosales; Rosaceae. The record is from RefSeq and is a predicted model, not a curated record. The transcript is spliced from 2 exons.